ACACAAACACGCAGGUGAUGUUAGGACGAGGCGGAGAAUGUUCGGAUCGUGCGAGCGAGCGAGCGAGAAAACCGACAUGGUAUAGCGCAGGCAGCGGCAGCAGCCACAGCCAGCCAGCUAGCCCACCCCAUCCCCAUCGGAUAUCACCGGACCUCGACAUGAGGUGGGUUAUUCAAGGUGCAAUCUUGGAAAUAUUGUUGAGAUCAAUUCUCUCGGGCUUUAAGGAACAGGGGACAAAAGAAGUAGCUGAUGAAUAUCUAGUCCUGCUGCUCAUGACUGCAAGAGACUUUGUAUAUAAAUAAAUUUUGCAUUUGCUUUAUAACUAG
Molecule: messenger RNA, 326 nt
Organism: Marchantia polymorpha subsp. ruderalis
Lineage: Eukaryota; Viridiplantae; Streptophyta; Marchantiopsida; Marchantiales; Marchantiaceae
Source: the annotation of a GenBank genome assembly